UUCACGAAAAUUUUGUAAGUCAUCUUUAUUACUUGCCGUAAAAUUAAAAUACAUAACCUGCGAAAGACAUCAAAAUUUGUUAAUAACAAAAUGAUUAAUCCUACCGAUUCGUUUGGCGCUCCUCCUUUAUGGAAGAAUGGGCCCGUUCCCGGCGCUUUUUAUAAUUUUCCAGGAUCUAAUGUUGACAAGCAACAUAUAAGCCAACAUUCGCAGGCCCCUGUUACAACGGCAACAUCAGUAAUUGCGUUCGCUUUUAAUUCGGGAGUGAUAAUUGCCGGUGAUUUACUGGCAUCGUAUGGAUCACUGGCUCGUUUUCGCGAUUGCCCGAGGAUAAUGAAGGUUAACGACAACAUUAUUCUGGGCGCCGGAGGUGACUAUGGCGACUUUCAGUAUGUCAAAGAUUUUAUUGAACAGAAAGUCAUCGACGAGGAAUGUCUCGAUGACGGUUUCAAACUAAAACCGAAAUCGUUAUACUGUUGGUUAACCAGAAUCAUGUAUAAUCGAAGAAGUCGUUUUGACCCGUUCUGGAAUACAUUUGUCGUUGGCGGCUUACAGGAUGGCGUGCCAUUUUUGGGCACCGUCGAUAAGUUAGGUACAGCGUACGAAGAUAAGGCCAUCUGCACUGGGUACGGAGCACAUUUAGCACUUCCACUUAUAAGAGAUGCGCUUGACAAAAAUCCUCUUUUGUCAGAAGUCGAAGCUGUAGCACUAUUGAAGAAAUGUAUGGAAGUGCUGUACUACCGAGAUGCUAGAAGCUUCCCAAAAUAUCAGAUUGGGAUCAUAACUGAGGAUGGGAUAAAAAUUGAGGGACCAAUUGAUGUUAAUCAAAAGUGGGAGUUGGCGCAUAUGAUACAUUGAAGUGUUUUUUGUAUUAUUUUCUUAUCUAAAUUAAAGAAAUUUUUUGAUUAUCAA
This is a messenger RNA of Photinus pyralis (common eastern firefly), 912 nucleotides long. RefSeq names its product proteasome subunit beta type-4 (gene Prosbeta7). Gene Ontology annotation, cellular component: proteasome core complex. The record is from RefSeq and is a predicted model, not a curated record. Lineage: Eukaryota; Metazoa; Arthropoda; Insecta; Coleoptera; Lampyridae. The coding region runs from base 91 to 858 and encodes 255 amino acids. The transcript is spliced from 4 exons.